Messenger RNA from Panicum hallii, 414 nucleotides. RefSeq names its product heavy metal-associated isoprenylated plant protein 2-like. The transcript has 3 exons. The coding region runs from base 1 to 414 and encodes 137 amino acids. Gene Ontology annotation, molecular function: metal ion binding. The record is from RefSeq and is a predicted model, not a curated record. NCBI's taxonomy places the organism in Eukaryota, Viridiplantae, Streptophyta, Magnoliopsida, Poales, Poaceae.
AUGCCCGACGACUCCAAGAAGAUUGUGCUCAAGGUGGAGAUCGCCGGCGACGAGUGCAAGGCCAGCCGCGCCAUGAGCACCGUCGCCAAGUUCUGUGGGGUGAAGUCGAUGGCGGUGGACGGCGAGAAGGGGACGCUGACGGUGGUGGGCGCGGUGGACGUGGUACGCGCGGCCAAGGCGCUGCGCAAGGCCGGCUUCGAGGCGCGCGUCCUCAGCGUCGGCCCGGAGAAGAAGCCCGACGAGGCCACCGCCAAGAAGCCGGCCGACGACGAGGCCAAGAAGCCGCCGCCGUGCUGCGCGGGCUGCGGCGCCUGCUGCCCACCAGCUUCGGUCCCGGUGGCGGUGGCCCCCUUCCCUGGCGCCGUCGUGUGCUACGAGGAGCGCCACCCGGGCAACGGCUGCGCCAUCCUCUGA